UUGUAUACAACUUGAAUUUAAUUUCACUAUUUACGUAUUGUUUUAGUUUAACCCUAAUUCAAAAUUAUUAGGGGCAUGCAACAGAGUUCAACACAAAUUCUUGGAAAUAAUAUGGGAAGUGGUUAGACCUCCGGCACGGCACUGAAAGUAAAUAUAAAUGUUUAUCAGAAAUUUAACGAUUGUUUGAAGCUCGAAGGCGCAGCGUCAAAGUAGGCUUGCAAAAGCCCAUCCUAAUGGUUGUGGGACGGGCGGUGACGAUGGUGUUAUGUUUCCUGAACUGUGUAAUUUGUAAGGCGGGAGCGAUUUGAUUUUAAACAGAGACAAUAAAUCCGUUUAUAUAUCGCCUCUAUAUAUUCUCCAAGACGAAUCCUACCGCAACUCUUCGUUGCUUAAGUACGCGUGUCGCUCGCAUGUGACCAUUUUCAGUAUUAUGCGGUCCGAUCGAAAAACGCUUUUUUGCAUUUUUCUGCUCCAUUGUUUCGUGAACACGGUGUUUAGUGAUAUUGUAACCCAACACAAACGAUCAAUUGACUAUCAUAAUGUCCACAAGCAACAGAAUACUCACGCAAUGCUUAAUAACAUAGGAGAAAAAGUGCACAACUUAAAUGUACUUUACACAACUAAUUUUGAAAGCCAAUUAAAUAAUUACGGAGUAAAAUUAGAUGCCAUAGAUGCAAGAAUUAUAAGAUUGGAAACGUUGGUUAUGCUGAGCUUGGAUAAAAUUUCAGAAAAUAUUAGCAGUAAAAAUUUUAAAGAUGAUAUGGCAAAUACAAAUAUGCACCGAAAAGUUGAUUCAAUUUAUGAGAGUUUCAAUCACAAGCUAAAUUAUAUGGAAAGAAAAAUUGAUCAUAACCUUCAGAAAACACAGGGAAAAUUGGAGGUCGCAUUGUCACGUUUGGAAAAAAUGGAAACCCUGAUGACCAAUAAAGAUGCGGAAAUGGCGGCUGAUAUAUCAGAAGCUUUAGUAGCAGUAGACAAUUUUAGGUCUUCACAAGAUCUCACGGAGGAAGUUAUAACUGAAUUUAAAAAGAUAUCUGCAGGAUUGAAUUUGGACGCUAAAUUCUUUAGUUUAGAAAAUCAAUUAACUAGACUUGGCGAUGUUGUUUUAAAAACCGACAAGGAUUUGGAUGACAAAUUGAAUUACACUAAAACUCUCUUCGUUGAAAAUAAAAACGAACUUGUAUUGAUGAAGAAGGAAAUUAAAGAUGAUUUAAACAACUACGCAGUAAAGGUUUCUGAACUGGGCACUUUUAAAGGAAAAUCAGAAUCUGGCAUUCCAAAACAAUUAAAUACAAUAACAAAAAUGCUAAAUUGGACCCAAACAAACAUGCAGAAUGGCAUGCGGUCUUUAAUGGUGCAAGUAGGCAAACUUGGAAAGAUCUCAACAAAUAUAAGUGAAAAUUUUACUGAGGAAUUAGAAAAUAAUAUUCAAAAAGUUUUAUCAAAUCAAGAAAUAUUUUUGGAGAGCUGUCACAGAGUUCAAAUGGAUGAAGCCCAAAUUGAAUCAGAAAUAAGUACAACAUUGGAAAAACUAAUUGACAUGUUAUCAAAAAAACAAGAUUUAGAAUUAAAGGAAAUAAAAAAUAUUGAAAAAAUAAUAAAGAACCAUGAUAGCAAAAUCUAUAAGGCUUUAAAUAUAGCUAAUAAUAAUAUUUUAACUCUAUUUGAUGCCAAUGGGAAACAAACUGAAAAAGUUACAAAUGAGUUGCAAAAAAUUUGCCAUGAUAUUGAUGCCUUGUUCACAGUUAUUAAGGAUAGUAUGCAUUCUAUUUCAAAAAGAAACGAAACAUAUAUUAAUGUUUUACUUGCUGAAUUAGGCUUAAUUAAAACCAGAUUGAACUAUAUACAAUAUGAAAGCUUUCCUGACCUCUCACCAGACCUUAAUGAUAUUAAACAAAUGUUAAAUAGCAUUAAAAACAGCACACACUAUAAUGAAGACAUACAACAAAUUAUUAAAACAUUAAACAACAUUGAAAUAUCAGUUAACAACUCAUUUAAAAUAGUAAAUGAAAAAAAUUUACAUGAAAUUAAGGAUAGUUUGGCAACAAUUUUGUAUACAUAUUUAAAAAAGAACCAAACUGAACAAUUGGAUGAAGAAAAUAUAAAUACUACAACAGAAAAUUUAAUUCUUGAAAAUACUACAUUAAAAUUAAGUAAUGAAGAUAUUGAACAAAGAGAAAAGUCAAUAUUGGACAUUUUUGGAGUAUUUAUAAAAAAAGACAACAAUGCACCAAACAUAACUUUUAAUAAUUCAGAUUCAAUAGUUGUAACAGAACCAAAUAAAAAAUGUAGAAUAAAUAUAUUAGGAUUAAUUGAUGUAAGAAAUAGAGGUACCGAUUGUGAUGAAACAACGGAUGCAACAAUCGAAGACAUGAGAACUACAACAUAUGAUGAUUUAAAAGACAUACAAGAUGAAGAUGAAUAUACAUCACCUAAAUAACUUAUUUGUUAAAAUAAUUUUUUAAGAUAAAUAAAAAUUGCAACAAA
This is a messenger RNA of Brassicogethes aeneus, 2487 nucleotides long. The record is from the annotation of a GenBank genome assembly. NCBI's taxonomy places the organism in Eukaryota, Metazoa, Arthropoda, Insecta, Coleoptera, Nitidulidae.